UGAUUGAUCAUACAAAAGACUGCAAGGGGAGGUUGUACCUUUGGAGUACAUCCUUAUAUGGCCCAAAAUAAUCAACAGCCUGACACAAACAAACUAGACGUGUUACACGGUUGAGAGCAGUGUAGCGCAAGCUUAAAAAUGCUGCAUGAAAUUAAUUAAGAAAUAUCAAACUACAACACAUUCAUUUAUAGAGAGGGUAAAGCAUUCUUAAUUAGAUGUAGAGAAACAAUUUCUUUUUUGAAAGCACAACAGGUUUGAGAGGCACCUCUGUGUGGUUUCUUUUCAGUUAUAUUCACAUUGAUUUGAAAAUCGAAAAAAAUUAUUAGGUUUUUAACAGUUGGUUUUUUUUAAGGUUUGUACAUUUCUGUCUCAAUAUCAGAAUAUGGUGUAAAAAAAAUGGGCAGAAAAAUAUUUGACACUCAUCAGGUACAUAAUUAUUAGUUAUCUAUAUGUGGAUACACUGUACAGACAUAAACUUGCUUUUAUCCAUUCCCCUGUCAUAACUCUGUUUUGAUUGCAUCGGUCCAAACAGGUGUCUAAAAUGUACUGCACACCUGGAACUUCAAACAGGUGGCAGAGGGAGAAUGAGAAGAAGAGGUCAAGGUCAAUGAAAGUCAAAGUAAAUCCCUACUACCCUCAACCCCUCCCUUUAAUACUAUCUGUAAUGUAGAGAGUAAGACCAUUUCUCAACCAUACAUCCUUCUGCGAUUCGCCCUCCUUCUUGAGCCCUCUGUGUUCUCUUUACUCCACUCUUGCCCACCUGCUACCGAUGUUCAAAGCCCUGGCGGACAGACGAUCAGAUCUCCAGUUCUGGCAUGAGCAUACGGAGCGGCCCAGCUUGCAGGUGAGAGCAGGCUGAACUAUGAUGUCAUGCUUUCAGUCCUCCCACUCAUUACGCCAAUUUUCACCUACUGCCUUAAUUUUCAUGCAACUUUACAACCGAGAUCAAAUCGCAGCCACUUCAGCUACUCAGAUUAUCAGAAACAAUGCUGAGAGAAACAGGAAAUGCACCCUUUGCUAAACAGACCAGCUGCCAGAACUCUUCUCCGCUGCCUGAAUCCUGAAGGUUAGGGACAGUAUUUGAAGUUUCCAGUGGAAGCCUAAAGUACGAUCUAGAGUGUGGCACAAUGAACUCCCAUCACCUAUCAUUCCUGCCGAAUUACAGGUUCUAGUUACAUUUUGCAGAGUAAGAACGAUUUAAAGAUUUAGCGUGGAAGGAAAAGGCGUAGGGCAAGUUAGCUGAAUGUUCAGUGGUUAACCUGCUUACUGGGAGAAAUGAUGAGAGAGAUUUGUUGAUGAAACAGUGACAGUGAAGACACACAUUCUCCAUGGAGGGUAGGAGAGAGGGGGUCUGUAAAUGAAAGGCCAUGGGGAAGGGGGGGGGCGACUGCUGUUUUGAUGUGAGACACUUGUCACCACAGACAGAGAUGUAGAUUCUGCACAUACCUGUGAGCCCUGCCAAGGUACAAAAGCCGAUCCCUUGACCGGGAGACACAGAUGCUCAGGGGGGCUAGAGGUCUCGCACUAGCGUCGACGUGCGAGCACCGCGGAACUCCCCUCCUGACACACAGGCAGAUAUUCUCACCGAUGCAAAGCGACAGACAUACUGUUAAAGGCAAACACAUAGCUAUAUAUGUAUAGAAAACACACUCGCACACAGACAUACAUUUCACUCAUUAUUAAGGGAUCCCACCAUACGGCAUAAAUCGCACUAAAACACAGCUUUACAGUCAUUCUGGUAUGAAAAAAUCUUUUGCUUCUGGAUUGCAAAAUUCUCAGUUAAUUUUCUUGAGAGACGAAGAAGCUGGCAGAAAGAGACUCAGUAUGGUAAGACUCAGUAUCUUAUUAGUCCAACCUCUUUAAUAGAUUGGGACCAAAAAGGUUAACUAAAUGCUUUGGAUUAAUAAUUAACCAAAUUGUCAAACACGGCGAUGUUUUGAACUAACGGUUAAUGAGCAAAUGCUAUGAACUAAUAACUGUCAUUUGUGCUACUGACAGCACUGCAUUAAGUCACUGGAUUUAUUAAAUUAUCUGUAAAUUAAAUAUUGCAUUGCUUAGCUUCAGUCGCAGGUCUUUUGGCAGCAUGUCUCUUUACUGAUGUAUUUUCAGCCUGAUGAUGUAUUUGUGGUAUAGCAUGUCAGUCCUUUUUUUCAGCUACCUUCUUCCUUAUUUGCUCUGGCUUUCUCAUUGGUCAUCCCCCAACUACCUGCCGCUAUACGCCAUUCCAAAUCCCAGAAUGCCUCAGGUAUUCUCUGUUUUUCUUAAAAAGGAUUAAUCUUUAUAAAAGUUAGAUGUAGUAAUAACAGCAUCAUCGUGAUAGUGUGUUUGGCUAAAUGGUAUAUAGCUGACAAAGUUUAGAAGAAAUUUAAGUGCACAAUUUGCCAUAUGUAUAAAGUGAUAGUGCUCCAUGGUGUUCUGUGUACAAGCGUUGUGCAUUGUGUGCCCAGCAGGGGGCGUUUAUCCUGGCUCAAAGUUCUUACAGGAAGCUCUUAGGAAAGCCACUGAGCUAACCAAUGCCGCAUACGCCCGUACUAGGGAGAGGUGAGUGUUAGGGCUGUAAUCCCUGCCUCGAGCACAGAUUACUUAAUUGGCAAAAAAUAAAUCAGCCCAUACAUAAAACUGUGCUAUGUUCUACUGUAAAAAAAGACAUACCUUGUGUACAGAAUCUGAAUAAAAAAUGUGGAUCAAUUAAAUAAAUAGAAUAUUGUCUUUUUGUCGUACAACUAUUCUUUUAGUAGGACCAGGAAUUUUUAUAGGACCUAUAAAAUGCAAAGGAGAUGAAGUUUAUAAUUGCCAUGGCAAUACUGUGAGCUGGGGAAGCAUGAGAAUGAGACACGGGUAACUGUGGUUAUUUGUAUUGAUCACUUUCACCUGUCUCCUCUUUUCUGUAAUAUCUAUUUUCUUUUGCCCCAAGUUACCAUAUCACCACAGCAUCUGCACUCUUCCCACUUCAGUCGUUUCUAUAUUCCGCUGUGACACAGGAGCUCCGUGCUUCUUUGUUUUCUCCGCUGCCUUAUUCCUGUACCCUGGCUCAUGUUUCCACUUUCAGCAUCAGCAUAACCCUACCUAGUCCCUGUCCAACCCCAAAGACGGAAAGCAGUCUAAAUCAACAUGCUUCUCGCUGCCAAGUCUGCAUGACAAAUGGUUCUGUUUGCUUAUCCCAACUUUCUCACACAAACAUUCUUAUCUGAACUAGCUUGUCUAACGUUGAACAAUAAAGGGCGCUGAAGAAAUUCUGGAUAUUCUGUUAUGUGUCACUUGUGUCAUGUGAUCUGUUAUUUGCUUGUUAUUGGUGUUGUUCUCUGUGUGGCCCAGGGUGAAGAUUCUCCUGUCAGAGGGCUCCGUCAGCCCCAGUGACCUGUUGUCCCAGUUCAAACACGCGGGGCCACGGACCAGAACCCACGUGCGGGCAGCAGAGCUGCUGGACACCACGGUGGAAUUAAUCAGAGAGAUGGUCUACACCCACAGCAUGACCCAGCACAACUUCACUGAGCUGCUGAGCGGGGAGGACAUGGAUGAGCUGCUGCACGCCACAGGCUGCUCCGCCGAGCUGCGCCCCCCCCUCUGCCAGACGGACUGCUUGUCAAACCGCUAUCGCACCAUCGGCGGGGAAUGUAACAACAGACAGCACCCCCUGUGGGGGGCAGCCAACACCGCUUACACCCGCUGGCUGUCGCCACAGUACCAGGAUGGGAGGGCGGUUCCUCGAGGCUGGGAUCUCCAGUAUGGUUACCAUAAUUUCACCCUCCCCCCGGUCCGUGCCGUGUCACAGCAGAUCCUGUACACCCAAAAUGAAGACAUAUCAUUAGACUCCUCGCUGUCCCACCUGCUGGUGGAAUGGGGCCAGUGGAUUGAUCAUGACCUGGUCCUGACCCCUCAGACGCCAAGCAAAGCAGCCUUCCACACGGGAGUCGACUGCACCCACACCUGCAGCCGCGACACCCCAUGCUUCCCCAUACAGAUCCCAUCCUCAGACCCCCGUGCUUCUGCCCAAAGCUGCAUGCCCUUUUUCCGCUCAGCCCCCAGCUGCCAGGUGCUGCCGCUGUGCCACCGCGAGCAGCUCAAUGCCAUCACCUCCUUCGUGGAUGCCAGCAUGGUGUACGGUAGCACGGGCCCCCUGGCCUCUGCACUCCGUAACCACUCCAGCCCCUUCGGCCUGCUGGCCCACAACCUCCUGCACUCUGACCAGGGACUUGCCUACAUGCCAUACCUGCCACGCCAGCCUUCCCGCCCAGACCCAUGCGGCCCACGCCAAGGGCUCCACUCCACUGAUCUGGAACCUUCUGCAGACCUGAGCAACUUUACGUCUUGCUUCCAGGCAGGAGACUCACGGGCCAAUGAGCACUUAGGAAUGAUUGCACUCCACACCCUGUUCCUGAGGGAGCACAACCGACUGGCCCAGGAGCUGCACCUCCUCAACCCCCAUUGGAGUCCUGAGACACUGUACCAGGAGGCACGCAAGAUCCUGGGUGCAGUCCAUCAGGUGUUGACAUGGGACCACUACCUGCCCCGUGUGCUUGGGCAGAAGGCCCAUCUGGAGCUUCUCCCACCCUACCAGAGUUACCAGCCUGACACGGACCCCAGCGUCGCCAACGCCUUCGCCACAGCAGCCUUCCGCUUCGCCCAUGUGACUGUGCACCCCGUGGUGAAUAGGCUAGACCCCGGCUACCGCCCCAGCUCCCACCACCCCGAUCUGCCCCUGCACCUCUCACUUUUUGCCUCCUGGAGGGUCGUGCAAGAAGGAGGUAUAGACCCUGUGCUCAGAGGCUUGCUGCUCUACCCAGCCAAGCUGCAGACGCCGGGUCAGAUGAUGGUGGAGGAGCUGACAGAGCGGCUGUUCCAGGCCCAGGGGGGGCUACCACUGGACCUGGGGGCGCUCAACCUGCAGCGGGGGCGGGACCACGGCCUGCCCGGUUACAGCGCAUGGAGGCGUCUGUGUGACCUGUCUGUCCCGGCUACCGUCACUGAGCUGGCGGGCAUGCUGGGCAGUGCCAAGCUGGCACAGAAGCUCCUGCACCUGUACGGGACCCCACACAACAUUGACCUGUGGGUGGGAGCCAUCUCGGAGCCCCCCCUCCCUGGGGGCCGUGUGGGACCCCUCCUCAGCUGCCUUCUGGGAAAGCAGUUUCGCGCCCUUAGAGACGGAGACCGGUUCUGGUGGGAGAGAGAGGAGGUUUUCACUGGUGCCCAGAGAGCAGAGCUCCAAAGGGUGUCACUGUCCCGUAUCAUCUGUGACAACACUGGGCUCGGCCAUGUGCCCCUCGAUCCCUUUGCCCACACUGCCCAUGCUGGAGACAUGGUGCCCUGCUCGCACCCCCGCAUCCCCUCCCUGAAUCUCUCAGCCUGGAGGGAGCCUGACACAGACCCCAGGUGUGGUUCCAUUCCCAGACUGCAGUUUGGCUUCUCUCUGCUCUGUGGCUCCGUCCAGAUGUACCAGUGUCAGCCAGGCUAUGCCCUUAUUGGGCCAUCCUCCAUCACAUGUGACCCCAGCGUGAACCAAUGGAGUCAGCUUCCUCCUACUUGUCAAGAUGUAGAUGAAUGUGCCCAGGAAGCGCCACCCUGCCCAGUCAAAGCGCAGUGUGUCAACACACCAGGCUCUUACACUUGCACAGAGAUAGCGAGCCCUGAGGCGCCAUCUGUCCAGACCCUAGUGGUUGCCCUGGUAACUGUGGUUGUGGCCAUUUUGGUGACACUGUUGAUGGUCACAUGCUACAGAAGGUCUUUCAUGAAGAACUUUGAGCCUGUUUUCGGUGGAUGUUGUCAGAGCAGCAGCCUGUGGCCCACGGGGAACAAGGGAGAUCACACCCCCACGGAGGGCAUGUGACACCAGCGGCUAUCACUGACCAAGCGUUAGUGUUUCACCAGAGCUCUACAAUCAGUCAACAGGCUGUAACGUGUGAUUGUGCUUAACCUUAAACCUCAAAUCAAUCAUGAGAUUUUACCUGUAAGCCUUUAUUAACCAACUCUUCCAUGUAAAAGACUAUCAUCCAGAACAGUGGAUUUCAAAUUGUAGCCCAGGAGCCCCCACGGGAUCUGUAGAGCAACUGCUGGAUAUCCAGAGAUGUUUUAAAUUGACAAAAUUCCAGUAAUAUCAUCCCCCCCAAAAAAACACUAAAAUAUUUGAUGCCGCAGUCUGUUCAGAGCAAUCCUUGUUUCUGAGUGACUUAUGUGAGCAUACGUUAGUUGUAGGUGAAUCCUUAGUUUAAGAUACUUUGAACAUCCCUAACCUAGCACCAGUCAAAAGUAUGAGCACACCUAGAUGAUCGUAUUUCAACAAGAUAAUGACCUUAAGCGCACCUCAAGGUUAACAAGGAAAGAGAUGGAGUGCUGUGACAGAUGACCUGGACAUAUCCCAAGAGUCAGAAAAGGUAUCAUCAAAGCAAAGGGGCUACUUUGAAGAAUCUAACAUGAGAUUCUGUUCUGUUGAUUAUUGCAAUAUUUCAUAUGUAUUACUUCAUUGCCUAUAGACCUUUUACUAUGAAGUGAAUAACAGCUAAAACGUACGUCCAAACGUAACUGGUUCUUUAUAUGAAUGUGUAUUUAUUUAUCCAUUUGAGUAAUGCUACACUUGAUUAGAAAGUUAACAUUGUAUAGCUUUUAUUUUUUGUUGUCAUAUUUUAUACUUUGGUUGCAUUUAUCAUACAUUAAGUCAUUUUUCCCCAUUGUCGUCAUUUUGACUUUUCCAUUGUCAAAUGAAGGACAUUUUAAUGGGUAUAUAUUAAGCAAGACUUUAAACAUUGCAGCACUGUAGUGACAUUUCCGACAGUAAUUAUUAA
Molecule: messenger RNA, 6776 nt
Organism: Paramormyrops kingsleyae
Lineage: Eukaryota; Metazoa; Chordata; Actinopteri; Osteoglossiformes; Mormyridae
Source: RefSeq, a predicted model, not a curated record